Molecule: messenger RNA, 1605 nt
Organism: Ambispora leptoticha
Lineage: Eukaryota; Fungi; Glomeromycota; Glomeromycetes; Archaeosporales; Ambisporaceae
Source: the annotation of a GenBank genome assembly
AUGGCCGUAAAGAAAGCCAAGAAAAGCGCCGAAUCAAUUAACUCACGUCUAGCUCUUGUCAUGAAGAGUGGCAAGUAUACUCUAGGCUAUAAAUCCACUUUAAAGACUUUACGCCAGGGAAAAGCAAAAUUAAUAAUCAUCUCUGGUAAUUGCCCGCCGUUACGAAAACAUGAACUCGAAUACUAUGCAAUGUUGUCAAAGACAACUGUGCACCAUUAUUCUGGAAAUAAUAUUGAUCUUGGUACAGCAUGCGGCAAAUACUUUCGCGUUGGUGUGUUGAGUAUCACUGAUCCAGAAACACAUUUUCGAGUAAUGAUGGGAGAUAGCGGUGGUUUUUUUAAGGGAACUAGCCUUGAACAAGACAGUCGGUUCUCCGACAAGGAGAAAAAACUACUCAAAAGCAUGAAUUUUCCGGCUGAAUUUAACAAAAAGGUUGACUUCGACAAAGUGAACAUGACAGUAAUCAAACCAUGGAUUGCCAACAAAGUAGUAGAAUUACUGGGCGCGGAAGAUGAAGUGGUCGUAAAUUACGUGUUUGGGUUACUAGAAGAACCGAACCUCGACCCACGAAUGAUGCAAAUAAACCUAACAGGAUUUUUGGAAAAGAAUGCACCAAUAUUUGUCGCGGAACUGUGGAAAUUACUGCUGUCCGCGCAAGAAGGCGUUGGUGGUAUUCCUACAGUGUUUUUAGAACAGAAAAUGGAAGAAAUACGUAAAAAGAAGGAACAAGAUGAACGGAUAAUGUCCGAAAUAAGGAAAAGAAGGGAUAAAGAAGAUGAAGAGCGGGUGAGACUUCGUGAUGUUCGAGAAAGAGAACGGAGAAUGAGAAUGAUUCUGUUGUUGAUGUUAAAUGAAAUUAUCAGUUUAGUUUUCGUGAUGGUAGUAAUGAAUGAAAGGAUGGUAUUUAGAAGUAUAACGAGGGAUGAAGAGAUUCGACAUCGAAGAAGUCGUAGUAACAAUGAUAGCCAUGAUAAUGAUUAUAAAGAUUCGCGAAGAAGCCCUCGCAGUAACAAAAGUGAAGACGACGAACGAGACAGAGAACAUGAUAGUCGACACAGUAGCAGUAACAGACGUCGCUCUCUUAAGAGGGGUCAAAGUAAUGAACGUAAAAGUUCUACAGCUGAUCGAUCAUCACCAUCUUCUUCAUUACCGCCGCCUCGUGAACGGGAUCGGGAUCGUGAUGAUAAAAGUAAUAGAGAGACAGCGUCAUCGUCACGACAAAGACAUAAAAGUAGAUACUCGAGGAGUCGUAGUCGAAGUCGCGAUCAAAGGCGGCAUGAGGAACGACGUCAUUAUGAAUCUCGACAGCGCCGUAGUAAUCAGAGUCGUAGUAGGAGUAGAGAACGUGCCGAUGGAGGCAUCGAACGAGAUGAUGAAUCAUUACAUAAAAGUCGAAGACACUCUUCAAAGAGAGAAUAUAACGAUACUACUAAUUCUCCUAAUAAUGCGAAACUAAAUUUAUUGUUGUCACCUAAUUCUCGUUCUUCACCCGAAACUGAAAGAAACAAUGAUCAGAUUCAAAACACAACAUACGACGACAAUACCCAAGCCGCAACUAUCAUCAUCCCGCAAGAAACUUGUCGAAGUUCCAAUAUUCAAGUCUAA